GCGUGUUCGCCACUAGAGGACGACUGGAGAAUCUCUCUUUGCCAACAUUCGGCGGCUCGAACUUGUGGGAAGCGAAGCACGAGCAAACACAACCCGGCGCUGACUGCAUCUAUCGGCGUGUGGUCGAGCACGUAGCAGGUUGACAACCAUGAAGCUAUUUUGGGCUGUCGUUGUCCUUGUGGUGAGCUGUUGGAGAGCGAACGCAUCCACAGCCCCAACCAUCAUCACUGAUCCUACCGAGGUCAACAACCAGACCUCCGCCGUGCUGAGCUGCAAUUUGACCGACACUACUCUCGUCGUCAAGGGAUCAUACUGGACGCACAACGGCAAAGUCAUCGAGACGUCCAAAUCCACGGCCGUUGACCACAGCACGAUCCUGCGAUUGGACAAGAUCACCUACAGCUCUGGUGGAAAGUACGCGUGUGUCUUCCAGAGUGAGCCAGAAGUGCAGCAAACGAUUGAAGUCAAAACCCUCCCCCACGUCGCACCGUACAAGCACUCAGAGCACGGCAAUGAGCGAGACAAAGGUGUGAUGGUGUGUGUGAGCCAUGGCUACCCACUGCCCACUGACUGGAACUGGUUCAAGGUUCAAGAUGGCGCCCAAGAGCCCAUCAUCAACGGUACCAGCGACAAGUACGAGAUCAAGAGCACCCCCAACAAGACCGUGCUGACCAUCACUGACCUGAGCAUCGAGAACGACGUGGGCGACUACAUCUGCUCCGGCACCAACGACAUUGGGACCAACACCGCCCAGAUCCACCUGCGCGUGCGCAGCCGCCUCGCUGCCCUCUGGCCCUUCCUCGGCAUCGUGGCAGAGGUCAUCAUCCUGGUGACCAUCAUCCUCAUCUACGAGAAGAGGAGAAAGCCCGAUGAGGUCACUGAUGACGACGACUCAGGCUCGGCUCCUCUGAAGAGCAACUCGAAUGCCAACCACCAAGACAAGAACUUGAGACAAAGGAAUUCCAACUAGAUAUUAAACAGAAGGAUGUCCAGAUGGCAGCGCUCGUGUCCCAAGUCGUCCCACAUCACCUCGUCCCGCAAACUCUGCAAUGUCAAAAGAACUCAUUUUUUUCCCCCUUUGUCUUCACGUGUUAUUGUUCCUAAUGCUGAAUUCCUCGAUUUCUUCUCUACUAACCUUCACCACGCCAGAGCGCUCUGCCUAUGAGGUGCGUCCUUGCUUGAGGCAAAUGAGCCGCUGUUGCAUGAGUUUCAAUGCCGUCGUAGCCAAUUGUGUGUCUUCUCGUAACAAUAAAAGAAUAAUCCUCGCAGUGUCCGAAAUGAGGACCACUAGUUAGCGCUCUUGUUUCCCUGACAACCUUUAAACACUCUUUGGAUCACUGCCAUUCUUUACACGUUGAUUGGUUGCUUCACAAACUCCGCUCAGCAGUUUUUGAUUUUGCCUUCUUUCUCUCUCGGUCUCGCACUCUCACCACUUGGAAGUAUGACUUCAAAGUUAAAGCACUCUGCUUGUUUUUUUUUUUUUUUUUUUUUUUUUUUUUUUUUUUUUCCCCAAUAGGAUUGUUUUUUUUUUGUUUUGUUUUGUUUUUUUUACGUUUGGUUAAAUAUAUGGAGCACCAACUGCAAAAAAAAAAGACAUGUAACAGCAGUUGCUGCAUUGACAUAACUCCUGACAGAUGUUUUACUUGCUUUUCAAUUUAUUGAUCUAAAUUUAAACACUUGUUUUUUUGUUUUCAAGUGGGGUGGGGGCAAAUCAUGUCACUGUUAGAAAUAGAACACACUGCGUUCUGUGUGAGUUGUUGUUGGAUGUUACACAACUACAUAAAGAUCUUAGCCAGAUUUGUGUUGAGUUAGCGAGAACGUCACCAUCUGUUGUACGACUUGCACAAACUGAAUAAAUGGUAACAUUUUA
This is a messenger RNA of Syngnathoides biaculeatus (alligator pipefish), 1870 nucleotides long. RefSeq names its product basigin (gene bsg). Gene Ontology annotation, cellular component: cell-cell junction. The transcript has 8 exons. Gene Ontology annotation, biological process: cell-cell adhesion. Lineage: Eukaryota; Metazoa; Chordata; Actinopteri; Syngnathiformes; Syngnathidae. The record is from RefSeq and is a predicted model, not a curated record. Gene Ontology annotation, molecular function: cell adhesion molecule binding. Bases 149 to 970 code for a protein of 273 amino acids.